AUGAACCUGAGAUCAAUACAUGUGAAUCUCAGCAUGAUGCACUUGUUUGUGCCAGCACUCGAUCAACAGCCAGUUAUGCCGUCUCUGGUCGGGGGACCUGAACGCCUUGUCAUCACCUACGAUAUCAUCUGCCAGUGGUCAAAGAACUUCCAAAAACGGAUGAAAAUUUACCCUGAAAACAUGCGAAUCCUCGAGACAAUGCAGGUUGAGGUGGCCAUCCCUGGUUGGCACAUUAACGGACAUGGUGAGGGCUGUCAGACAAAUUUUAACCUCAGCUACAUGGAGGGAGCUGGUAGGACGGUCGGUGAAGAUAUUGAAACAACAUGGGCAGGUACAAAUCAAUUAGUGCCUAGUGUUCGAGAGAUGGGUCCGGCAGCGAGGCAUGACACCCUGAACGAUCAGUGGAAUGGCUGGAACUUUCGAAAAAUUGUUGGUUUUCAUAAGAGUUUUUUUUCCUUGCAGUUCAUCCCCAUACUCACAGUCUUUCGCCACCAGGAACUUUGUUUUUAA
Molecule: messenger RNA, 510 nt
Organism: Laccaria bicolor S238N-H82
Lineage: Eukaryota; Fungi; Basidiomycota; Agaricomycetes; Agaricales; Hydnangiaceae
Exons: 3
Coding region: 1-510 (169 amino acids)
Source: RefSeq, a predicted model, not a curated record